CUCCACUUUGGUCGACAAAAGUUGCUUCUGCGGUUGAGAUAUUCGAUAUAGCUGUUGUUUGCUGUUGUUGUUGCUGUUGUUAUUGUUGUUAUUGCUGUUGUUUAUUUCGACUACACUCCUCUCCUCCUCAUGGCGACCCGCAGACUGCUCUCAACCGCCUCUUCUACCCCGGACAACGGCUCAUCACCUGUCUCAUCACCAGUAUCCCGCUCCACCCGUCCCUCCUCCUCCACCACCACCACCACCACCACCUCCUCCUCCUCGCAGCCAAAGUCAGUCAUCCAGCACUCCAGCACAGCACCCAAAUCCAUAAUCUCCUCCUCCACCCGCAGGAAGAAAUCCGUCUCCGCCAAACGCAUCUCCACAGACGACCUCUCCUUCGAGGACAUCGAGAAGAACGCCAUCGCCGAGGCCGACGCCGCCCUCAUCCGCCAGCUGCACAACCCCUACAACAGCAACGUCGAAGGCGCUGCCCAGCUCGGCGCGCUAAAGUCCUCCGGCUACUCGACGCCCGGAUACGAGAGUCCGCCGUGGGUCUCGUUCUCUGAAGACGAAAGCUCAGAAACACCCGUCCGCGCGAUCCCGCGCUCGGCGCCUCGAAAAGCAGGUGCUCCUUCUCUCCGCUUUGGCCAGACCGCCUCGUCUCUCGGGAACCAGUCUGCUUCUUCAUCCUCUGAGUCGUCUACAGCACCCAAAAAGGCAGAGAAAACAACCCACAUCUCCUCAGACGACUACUUUGGCCGCAACCAACCCCGCGACUACGAACGCCGAAAAGACCUCAACCGGCUGCACGAGCAGUUCGACUCUGCCACCGCCAUCUCCUCUGACUCGUACUUUGGCCGGCCGUCGCCGGACUCCGAGAUGGCCGACCAGCCCGCGGCAGAGUACGCGUUGGCGAAAGCAAAGGAUCUCGCGAUGGAUAUCGCCUACAGAGCGCCGGACGCUAUCAAUAGUCUGAUUGGCAGUGCGCCGAGCUUGGAUGUGCAGGGGGUCAAAGGGUAUAUCGGAAAGACUGCUGGUUCGCUCUGGCCUGGACAGGGCCGUUAGAGCAGUCAGCAGAAGUAUAUGUGUAUCCAAUGCUAUUAAUGUGUACAGCGGAGCGAGCUCUCAACUGAAUAAACA
Myxozyma melibiosi is the source of this 1122-nucleotide messenger RNA. RefSeq lists its product as uncharacterized. Bases 130 to 1047 code for a protein of 305 amino acids. NCBI's taxonomy places the organism in Eukaryota, Fungi, Ascomycota, Lipomycetes, Lipomycetales, Lipomycetaceae. The transcript is spliced from 2 exons. The record is from RefSeq and is a predicted model, not a curated record.